AUGUCAGCUCAAUCGCAAACCCUCAUUGAGUGGGUGACAGAGCUCAACGAUACUUUGUUCAUUCAACUGAGUGCCAAACUCGCUCUCAAAGCCGUCCAAGAGCAAGUAGAUCCAAGCUUAGUAGUUAAAAUCAACCACAAUACCUACACGUAUGACCAAUCUGAGCAAGGCCUUCAACACAUCCGUAGCUCUGGUACAUCGGUUCAAGACGCUUUCUCUGUCAUUCUCCAAUGGGAGAACCCGGAAAAGCCAGACGGCAUCGUGGUAGUUCUUAGCAAAACCACGUUCAAAGAAAAGGCAACGGGCAAGGAGACUAAGAAGACCAACGUGAUUCUCUGGGAGGUUAAGUGGAUUGAUGGAAAGAGGAAGCUUACAAGACAAACAGAGUUAGGACAAUAUCACGCGGAACCAGCGUCGUUGCUCACACCAUGCUGGGAUGAUGUUUCAUUCGAACUCCCGAACUAUUCCAGCCCUGCGAGUCAUGGCAACUUCGUCUUCAAUAGCAUACAUGACGAAGUUGCUCAACAGGCUUCAAGUAGUGCUGAUCCAGAUAUCGUACGAGCCAUCACCUCGGAUACAAAACUCCAGGCUCGUGUGGAAUUCGUAGCGAAGCGACUAGCAAGAAUCCCGAGGGUAUUCGCACAGUACGGCCACACAAUGUUCAUCCAUCAGAUGCAAUUCCAGCAGAGCUGUUCCCCGGCUCUUCGGGAUGCAAUGAGCGCGUGCGCCUUGUAUUGCAUGAAGGGCGUGGCAAAUCAAGCAUUGGUAUUUGGAAAUCUGGAACACAAAUGCCAGCAGCUAAUUGCAAGCACCAAUGCACUUCUCGCCUCCAGAACGGAUCUUCUUGCGGCUCUACAAGCGCUCCUACUUUACCAGAUGAUGCGACUCUUCGAUGGCGACAUUCGUCUCCGAGCUCAUGCAGAAGCCGAUGAGGCGAUCGCUAUCUUAUGGGCGAGCCAACUCAGCGCCCUAACGUUCAACACAGAAGAAACUACAUUGGCUACGCCAGGCUCAACAGACACGAGUAUUUUGAUAACAGGCUGCAAGUCGGACUGGCAGUCCUGGCUUGUUGACGAAAGCAUCCGACGCACUAUUAUUACCACAUUCAUGCUGAAGGGUGUAUACAGCUUUCUGAAACUUGGUUACGACAGCCCCACGAGUCUGAAUGUAUUCUUUAUUGCACAAGCAGCGCUUUGGAAUGCGCAUUCUGCAAUCGGUUGGUCUAGGGCUCAAGAAAAGACAGAGCGACACGAGAUAUGGGUUACGCGUUGGGAUGAAGCGAUUGCAAAGGCGAAACCAGUGGAUCUGGAGGAGCUCGGUGUACUAAUUAUGACGAUGUUAUGGGGACCUGAGGCUACGCGGACAUGGUUGAGGGAAGAUAUUACUCUGGAAUUUGAAUUGGAGAUGGGUUAG
This is a messenger RNA of Botrytis byssoidea, 1413 nucleotides long. RefSeq lists its product as uncharacterized. The record is from RefSeq and is a predicted model, not a curated record. The transcript has 3 exons. Bases 1 to 1413 code for a protein of 470 amino acids. Lineage: Eukaryota; Fungi; Ascomycota; Leotiomycetes; Helotiales; Sclerotiniaceae.